AUGGUAUGGGGACGCAAGGCAGUACACGAGCGUGCCAUAGCGUUCGUGGUCAUCGUCAUCAUAUGGGUCUUCGUCGUCCUCUACGCAGUUUUACGCUCAAAAUUGAAGAACCACGAGCUGCCAACACCAUUCUGGUGCUGGAUCGGCGGCAAGGGUAAUCAGUACAUCGUCGACAAGCUCGUAGGCGAGUACCUCUGGAUGUGGCUCACGCUCAUCAUUUCCUUGGUGGCGUACAUACCACUCUUCCUGCUCAGCAGAGGAUACAUCUCUGUGCAUCCGGUUCAAUGGUGGAAAUUCAGCGUGCAUCGUCGCAAAAAAGGAGCCGGGCUCUCUGAUGCCAAACAAGCUGGCAUGGGACUACUCGCGUAUCCAAUAACGUAUUCGGUCGUGAUACUCCCGAUGUCCAUCGUGCGUUGGAUCAUGUUCGGCUCCUUGCGCUCCUCCUCCAUUCCUUCCGCGGCAACAUUGGCGGUCGUCACCAUUUUCCAUCUGAGUGGUGCAGUUAACGUCCUCUUACUCAUUUUCGCCCGCCCUGGGCUGCUGCUCCUUCGCCCCCGCUUACGCCUGCGGGAACCCGUGAUUUCUACGGUUCAUUCCAAUAGCCGCAUCACAGUCGAUGUUGAGCUGGCAGACGGCGGCAUUCAACGCAAGCAACCCGAAUGGCAAUAG
Molecule: messenger RNA, 669 nt
Organism: Punctularia strigosozonata HHB-11173 SS5
Lineage: Eukaryota; Fungi; Basidiomycota; Agaricomycetes; Corticiales; Punctulariaceae
Exons: 2
Coding region: 1-669 (222 amino acids)
Source: RefSeq, a predicted model, not a curated record